Messenger RNA from Cyphellophora attinorum, 507 nucleotides. Its product is annotated as E3 ubiquitin ligase complex SCF subunit sconC. Gene Ontology annotation, cellular component: nucleus; cytoplasm. The transcript is spliced from 3 exons. The coding region runs from base 1 to 507 and encodes 168 amino acids. Gene Ontology annotation, molecular function: cullin family protein binding. Lineage: Eukaryota; Fungi; Ascomycota; Eurotiomycetes; Chaetothyriales; Cyphellophoraceae. The record is from RefSeq and is a predicted model, not a curated record. Gene Ontology annotation, biological process: SCF-dependent proteasomal ubiquitin-dependent protein catabolic process; mitotic cell cycle.
AUGACUUCCGAAGCCCAAUCGAAGAUGCUUACUCUCGAGAGCAGCGAUGGCGAGACCAUCCCAGUCGAGCGCGCCGUCGCCGAGCGAUCAAUCCUCAUCAAGAACAUGGUCGGCGACUUGGGCGAAGACGGCAUCACCGAGUCCAUCCCCAUUCCCAACGUCAACUCCGCCGUUCUCAAGAAGGUCAUCGAAUGGUGCGGCCACCACAAGGACGAUGUCGACAAGACCAACGAAGACGAAGGUGACUCGCGCAAGAAGUCCACCGAGAUCGAGGAAUGGGAUCAGAAGUUCAUGCAGGUCGAUCAGGAGAUGUUGUUCGAGAUUAUUCUGGCUGCCAACUACCUCGACAUCAAGGCUCUGUUGGAUGUUGGCUGCAAGACUGUCGCGAACAUGAUCAAGGGCAAGUCUCCCGAGGAGAUCCGCAAGACUUUCAACAUUCAGAAUGACUUCACUCCGGAGGAGGAAGACCAGAUUCGCCGAGAGAACGAGUGGGCUGAGGAUCGUUGA